This is a messenger RNA of Camelina sativa (false flax), 1708 nucleotides long. Its product is annotated as RING-H2 finger protein ATL74. Gene Ontology annotation, molecular function: transferase activity. The record is from RefSeq and is a predicted model, not a curated record. Gene Ontology annotation, biological process: protein ubiquitination. NCBI's taxonomy places the organism in Eukaryota, Viridiplantae, Streptophyta, Magnoliopsida, Brassicales, Brassicaceae.
GAGAGAGAGAACGACAAAUCACAAAAAAAAAAAAGGGUAAGUAGUUAACCCAACCUGCUUGGGAGUCCUUCUCUUCCUCGUUAUCAUUACGUCUCUCCCACACCACACAUACACACACAAUAUUUUUGAAGAAGCUGAGAGAGACACACCAAUUGUCAAUUGACGCCUAAUGCAUCGACUGCUGCUGCUGGAUUCCCACGGCGGUAGCGAGACGAGCAGCAGCGGCGGAGAUGGGUACCUGAGGGACAUGAACUUCGACGCAAACAUGGUGAUCAUACUCGCCGCUCUUCUCUGCGCUUUGAUACUAGCGCUCGGUCUGAAUUCUAUCCUCCGGUGCGCCAUGGGAUGCGGUUUCGGGUUAUCAUCAUCUGGGGCGACGACGAUGGCCGCCGACAGAACUGGACUAAAGAAGCGAGAGCUGAACAAGUUUCCUGUAGCUGCGUACGGGUCUAGCCUUGUGAAUAUAGCGGCUACGGAGUGCGCCAUCUGUUUGGGUGAAUUCUCCGACGGCGAGAGAGUCCGUGUUCUGCCCCCGUGUAAUCACAGCUUCCACAUGUCUUGCAUCGACACCUGGCUUGUCUCUCACUCUUCCUGUCCUAAUUGUCGCCAUUCACUCAUCCCUGCAUAAAAUGAUUGGUGGUGGUUACGUUACUCCACUACUACUACUACUACUAGUAAUUAAGUAGUAACUCCUCCAUCACUAAUUACUAGUAAAACUAGCCCUAGUAGAGUUAAAUAAACACACACUUCAUUAUUAUUCCUAAUUUUGGUAGCUUAUUAUUGUUGUUAGUACUUUAGUGCUAGUCAGUCUUCUUCUUCACUUGUUGUUGUAGUAAAUUAGUAAAUCAGAUACUUGCUGUUGUUAGUAGCGUUUUGUUUAUGCGUUGUUUUAAAUAUUUUUAAAGAUUCGAAACCCGAACGAAUGAGGCCCACCUUGUUUGGGUCUAUUCAAGUAUUCAAAAAGCCCAUCUUGUUUUUUUUUUUUUUUUUUUUUGUUAUUGUUGUUUUUGUGUAUGUGUCGGUCGCCCUAAUCGACGAGUGAGUGAGUGAGUGAGUGUCUAGUGAUGAUGAUGGGUGGUGGUGAGUCUGAAAAGCAGAGGUCGGUGGUGCUGUGGAAGCUUAAAGUUUGUGUGAGAGCCGAACGUUUCAGUUUGAAGCUCAAUCUACGGAACAGGCUCUCUUCUUGGAAGCUUCACCGGUUCUCAUUCGUCCUAAGAUUCCAAAAUCAUCAUCUCAAAGUGGAUUCUCAAUCCAAACCCGAUCGCGUCAGAUUCAUCCGGAGUCUUGCUAUCUUCCGUAGGCGGAGGCGGAGAGAAGCUGUGGAUGCCAAGAAGCUCAUGGAAUUGAUUUGGAACGGAGCGGUGGUAGUGGCAAAGAAAGCAAGAGGCGUGGGUGCCGCCGUAACUCUGUUCAUCAUCGUUGCCAAUUAUCUAAUGCCAUGGAUCAAGUUGAGCACCGAACCGUUCCAAUUAUAUUAGGUUAUGCUUUGGUUUGGUAUUAACUAAGUAAAAAAAGGCAUUUCAAUGAAUUGUUUGUUCCACCGAAAUAAAUUCAAGACCGGAGAGAAGCCAAACAAUGCAUUUUUGGUUGGCUAAACAGAAAUAAAUAGCUGUUUGGGUGUGUAAAUCAUCCCCUGUUAUGUUAUAUGCUUGUGGGAUUUAUUCAGUGUUAUCUCUUGUUUUGUUUUAAUAAUUAAUGCCUUCAAACU